Cryptomeria japonica (Japanese cedar) is the source of this 3934-nucleotide messenger RNA. RefSeq lists its product as uncharacterized. NCBI's taxonomy places the organism in Eukaryota, Viridiplantae, Streptophyta, Pinopsida, Cupressales, Cupressaceae. The record is from RefSeq and is a predicted model, not a curated record. The transcript has 3 exons. Bases 625 to 3459 code for a protein of 944 amino acids.
ACACCUAAGUCAUUGUUGUUUAUGAGCACCGUUUAACCUAACUCGCUGUGACAGAAGAUAACAUACAAAUAUGCAAAUCCAGUUCCAACAUACCUGCCACUAAAUUCAGCUCAACAAAUAACAGAGGUCCUGUUGACCAAUUGGUAUUCUAGCAAACCAAUACAAUGAUUUCUUCGCCUGCAACAAGUCCAAAAAUACAAUGAUUAAAAACCUAAUGUUUUGCCGCCUAUUCCGCUGCGAUGAAAUGGUCAAGGUCCGUUAUAUGACGUGAAUCCUGAUUGGAACCCUUGAUCAGCAGUGUAAUGAUGUUCAGGUAGCAAAACGAUGAUCUAGUGACUGAAUGGAAAUCUGUAUGUUACAAUUUAGGGGAGUGGGUUGGAAACUGCUGUGGCUUAUUCAGAAAAGUCCGUUAAGGACAGAGUAUUGUCGAAUGGUCUCAUUGGUGGCGGCGGAGGCUUGGAUUCCGUGGAGGCCUAACAGGUUUCUACUCACAUUUGCAGGAGGCUAGCUAGCAAUCAGAAGAAAUCCGUGUAGGGGCCUUAUUUGGGUUCUCAAAAGACUUAUGUGAAUUAACGGAAAUUUGAAUUUUUGUCAAUUAACGGAUAGUUUAGUGCUUGUUGUUUGAUGGCAAUGGGUGGAGGAUCAGAUGAUGCGACGGUUGAUGAUAGCAUCGGGAGCAUAGUUUGGGUUAGGAGGAGAAAUGGGUCUUGGUGGCCCGGAAGGAUUUUGGCUGCCAAUGAGCUUUCCCUUUCACAUCUGAUGUCUCCUCGAUCUGGAACGCCUGUAAAGCUUCUUGGUAGAGAAGAUGCCAGCGUGGAUUGGUACAAUUUGGAGAAGUCCAAGCGAGUAAAAGCUUUUCGUUGUGGGGAGUUCAAUGACUGCAUCAUAAAGGCAGAAUCUUGUGCUGGUGCUCCCACAAAGAAGAGAGAAAAAUAUGCUCGUCGUGAAGAUGCUAUUCUUCAUGCUCUUGAACUCGAGAAACAGCAAGCUGAGAGAAGAAAAGGAUCCACAUGUCCUGAAGUAGUUAGCUCAGAUGGAAAGGAAUGUGUUACUUUAGCAGAGCAAUCAAAAAAUUGUGAUAAGAGCCAGUAUGCUCCUGAUGAUUGCAUUUACAGUGAUUUUCUGGAUGCUGAGAAUUCUGGUGUAUCAGGUCAGAAUACAAUCACAGAGUUUAGUUCCAGACAAAUGGCCAUCCAAAAAGUAAGACAGGAAAAUGAGAUAAACAGGGACGAUGAUGGAAUUGAAGGCAUGCCUAGGAUGAGGGGGUUGCAGGACUUUGGGUUGAGAAUUGCCCAGACAAAGAAGAAGCCUAUUAUAGCCAUGGUUUCUGAUGUUAUGGGAAAAGUAGUCCCUGCUGAGAACUGUGCUUGUAGUGCUUCUUGUAUUGCUAGUUCCACAGAAAAUGAGAGCUUUAUCAUCAACAAUAAAGGGUCCUUAAGCUAUAAAAGGAAAAGAUCUCAUGUGGGGCAUACAGAUGAGCUCCUUGUCAAGAGACGUGAUCGACGCCGGCCACUUACACAGGUUCUACAAAGCAGUGAAAAAUUACCAGUAUCUUGUUCCUCUGAUUGUGGUUGCAGUAUGCAUGAAUUAGUUCAGCAAGAGGGAAAGCAGAGAGGAAUGCAUCUUUUGGCACCAAAGCAUGUGAAGAAUUCAAGCUUUUAUACACUUCCUAAUAAUAAUUCAAAUUGCACAGGAAUUUCUCCUAAAAGGCAGAUGUCAUUUCAGGUUUCUCAACGUGUAUGUCAAAUCAAAGAGAAGCCUUCUCAAUCUCAUUCUUUGAUGGCUGAUAACACCUAUGGUGAUUUGCCAGAGCAGCAAAAUUCAAUCUCUAGUGAAAAAAUUGAUCUAGAUUCAGUUGAUCAAGAGGGUGACACCACAUUUACAGAUUCCCAGGUUCUAUCAAUUCCAAUAUCAAAGAAUUUUGCAAAUGAGCUAGACAGAAGGCAUUGUGAAGAUCCCAUUCAAGGCCAAACGAGUUUGAUUAACAAGACUGAACUUGAUCAGGCCAAUUUCUCUAGUUCCUUUUCAAGGCAUAAGUCUGCUGAGAAGAUCAAAUGUGCUGUUGCUGAUGCAGGUGUUUCCAAAUGGCAGUUGAAAGGAAAACGUAAUGCAAGAUACAUGAAUAAGAGGAAAUUAUAUAGUACUAAUGAGAGGACUUUGGUUGAGAAGGACAAUAAAUGCAGAGUGGUUAUUUCUGCAAAAUCUUCUGAAGACAAGCUUUAUGUAAAUGAGGAACCUAAGACAGAGACAGUGUCUGGGAGUGCUUCAGUGGAACCUGAAGUCUCUCCUAAGAUUGAGAGGCAGUUAGGCAAUUGUUUUAUUCCUGAAUGCCAUCAAAUAUAUGAUUCUGCUAAAAGCAAUAGUAUGGACUUUGCUGAUGAAAGACAACAAAGAACAGGAAGUUCACCACCGAGGAAAAAGGCAGAGGUAAAGAGUCUUUUAAGUCAAGAAAUUUUUGAAGAUCCUAUGCAAGAAAAAAAAUCUGUAGGCAUUUCACAUCAAAAUUCUCAAUUUCUUUUGCCACCAUCAUGGGAAAUUAGAAAGCAGGAGUGUUUACCUUUUGAUGAAUUGCUGCAAAAUCAACAGUUACAUCAGACUGACAGCAAACAAGCUCUCUGGGAAACAAAUUCAGAAGGAUUUGAUUCGGAAACUUUUCCAAGGCCAGUGUGUGAAGCACUAAAAUCUUUAGAUCAAAUCCAAUUCAAACAAUCUGAUUCCUUAAGGAUCCCCAAGUUUCUGCAAUUAUCAGAACCAACUUCAACAGAAUCUAGCUUGUUCGAUGUGCAGAUUGAUGUGCGAGCAAGCUAUAAAGGGGAGCAUGUUCCUUUAGUUUCUUUGAUGAGUAAAUUUAAUGGGAAGGCCAUUAUAGGGCAUCCUAUUGCUGUUGAGACUCUGGAAGAUGGUUACUCUGAUAUUUUUCUUGCAGAGGAUGGCUACUUAAAUGAUUCUGUUACCAAGUUUCAGUCAUAUGGUUUUGAUAAAGUUAAAGGUGGAGCACUUCAACCUGUGUGGCGAACGGCAAGAAGAACUUCAAUGCAGCGUAACCGUCGACCUUCUUCCUUGUUGAAUGACAAUUCCAAUUCAUCACAGUAUCUAACCCAUGGAAAUAGACAAUCACUGGGGAAAGUUUAUCCAGGCAUUCUUAAUCAUAAAAUUCGAUAUAUCAGGAAGAAUAUGCGUUAUUCUACGUUAGAUAAGAAACUACCUAAGAGAUUCUUGAAAAAUGUUGAUUUGCCAUCACGGAAGACAAGGACAUUGUCUUCUAUAACUGUUGAACAUAAUUUAACAAAUGAGACUAAUGAAUCAACCCACCCAAUUAAAAUGGCUGAAGUUGCUCCAGUUAGUUGUAUUCCAAUCAAACUUAUAUUUAGUAGGAUAAAAGAAGCAGUUGGCAGUACAUCAAAAUCAGGGAGUCAUAGGUUGUCACACACCAGUUUAGCUGUGGAGAAACCAAAAUAGGCACUUUGGUUAGAGAAGUAUGAGAUGGACCAAUUUAUUGUAUCUUGUUAAAUCCCUGUACCUCAUUUUUGCAGCUUUCAGAUAAAUUAUAUUCUAUGCAGGGUAAGUGCGAAGCAUCUCGCUCUAAUUGUAGCAGAUAGUCAAGAAUACAGUUAUGGCAUGAAUGGAUUUGCAUAAAAAUGAGACCUGGAGUCUAGAAAAUCCUAUUUCCAUCAUAUCAAUGUGAAGCCAUGAAGAUUGCACAGGCUUCAUCCUGCAUUUUAUGUUGCAGUCUGAUGGUAUGCUUGAUCUUAUGAGUGUAACUUUCUGUAUGAUAUUGAGAUCUUUAAUUUCUAGUUGCAUCAAAUGAUUGCUUCUUCAUCAUGCAUUGAGAUUUAGAAGUAGUAGCAUGACAUUAUCAGUUGGAUACCAAGAUAUAUUAUGUCAACUUUCCCGUAACUAAGAAAAUAUUAUGGUGGAAACAGAUUUUUUUCAA